Messenger RNA from Delphinapterus leucas (beluga whale), 5912 nucleotides. The record is from RefSeq and is a predicted model, not a curated record. NCBI's taxonomy places the organism in Eukaryota, Metazoa, Chordata, Mammalia, Artiodactyla, Monodontidae.
ACCCAGCCCCCGCUGCCACUUAAAGGCUCCCGGAGCCUCAGCCGUCGGGUCGCCGCGGCUUUCGCUUUGCCGCCGCGGCUGGGCGGGAGGGAGAGGCGGGCUCGGCGGCCGGCGGGCUUGCGUCCUGGCUCCGGCAGCGUCGAGGGGCGCUCCUCGGCCAGCCCUCCCGGCUAAGGGAUUCCCUUCCGAGGCGCCCGCGCCCCCGGGCUCCCCGCCUCGGCCACCCCGCGGCCCCGAUGCCGAGGCAUGGAUAGAGCGGCGCUGCGCGCGGCGGCGAUGGGGGAGAAGAAGGAGGGCGGCGGCGGGGGGGACGCGGCGGCCCCAGAUGGGGGCGCCGGGGCCGCGGCCAGCCGGGCGCUGCAGCAGUGCGGGCAGCUCCAGAAGCUCAUCGACAUCUCCAUCGGUAGCCUGCGCGGGCUGCGCACGAAGUGCGCCGUGUCCAACGACCUCACCCAGCAGGAGAUACGGACCCUGGAGGCAAAGCUGGUCCGGUACAUCUGCAAGCAGCGGCAGUGCAAGCUGAGCGUGGCUCCCAGCGAGAGGACCCCGGAGCUCAACAGCUACCCUCGCUUCAGCGACUGGCUGUACACCUUUAACGUGAGGCCGGAGGUGGUACAGGAGAUCCUCUGCGAGCUCACGCUGGAUGCCCUGCUGGACAUGAACGAGGCUAAGGUGAAGGAGACGCUGCGGCGCUGCGGGGCCAGUGCCGAGGAGUGUGGCCGCCUGCAGUACGCCCUCGCCUGCCUGCGGAAGGUGACAGGCCUGGGCGGGGACCACAAAGAAGACUCGGGCUGGAGUUCGUCCGAUGCCCGACGGGAAAGUGGUUCCGGGCCUCCCGCGGACAGCCUCUCGUCAGCCAGCCUGCCCUGGCCCCCAGGAAGUUCCCAGCUGGGCAGAGUGGGCAGCGGUGCCCAGGGCCCACGCUCCGUCUCCGUGUCCGCUCUGCCCACCUCGGACUCCCCAAACCCCGGCCCCGGCGAGGGCCUCGCGGACCCCUGUAUCUCCCUGCACACCAGCGGCCGGCUGACGCCCCGCGCGCUGCCCAGCUUCAUCACUCCGCCGACCACGCCCCAGCUCCGCCGGCACACCAAGCUGAAACCGCCCAGAACGCCGCCCCCGCCCAGCCGCAAGGUCUUCCAGCUGCUGCCCAGCUUCCCCACGCUCACCCGGAGCAAGUCCCACGAGUCUCAGCUGGGGAACCGCAUCGACGAGGUCUCCCCGAUGAGGUUCGAUCUCCUGCACGGAUCCCCACAGAUGGUACGAAGGGACAUCGGGCUCUCGGUGACACACAGGUUCUCCACCAAGUCCUGGCUGUCGCAGGUCUGCCACGUGUGCCAGAAGAGCAUGAUGUUUGGAGUGAAGUGCAAGCAUUGCAGGUUGAAGUGUCAUAACAAGUGUACAAAAGAAGCCCCCGCCUGUAGAAUAUCCUUCCUUCCACUACCCAGGCUUCGGAGGACAGAAUCUGUCCCCUCGGACAUCAACAAUCCGGUGGACAGAGCAGCUGAACCCCAUUUCGGAACCCUCCCCAAAGCACUGACCAAAAAGGAGCAUCCUCUGGCCAUCAACCACCUGGACUCCAGCAGCAACCCAUCCUCCACCACGUCUUCCACGCCCUCCUCGCCAGCGCCCUUCCCGACGUCGUCCAACCCACCCAGUGCCACCACGCCCCCCAACCCCUCGCCCGGCCAGAGGGACGGCAGGUUCAACUUCCCAGACAUUUCGGCAUUUCCUCAGGCAGUCCCAUUCGCCGAGGCGGACAGUUCCCGGCUUGAGAACCCGCCAAAAGCAGAUGUGUCCGAGGAUCACGAAGUGGAGGCUGAGGAGCCCGAGGCCAGCAGGUCGGAGGUCGAAGACGACGAGGACGAGUUGGAUGACCUGCCGAGCUCCCGCCGGCCCUGGCGAGGCCCCAUCUCUCGCAAGGCCAGCCAGACCAGCGUGUACCUGCAGGAGUGGGACAUCCCCUUCGAGCAGGUGGAGCUGGGCGAGCCCAUCGGGCAGGGCCGCUGGGGCCGGGUGCACCGCGGCCGCUGGCACGGCGAGGUGGCCAUCCGCCUGCUGGAGAUGGACGGCCACAACCAGGACCACCUGAAGCUGUUCAAAAAGGAGGUGAUGAACUACCGGCAGACGCGGCACGAGAACGUGGUGCUCUUCAUGGGGGCCUGCAUGAACCCGCCGCACCUGGCCAUCAUCACCAGCUUCUGCAAGGGACGGACGUUGCAUUCGUUUGUGAGGGACCCCAAGACAUCUGUGGACAUCAACAAGACCAGGCAGAUCGCCCAGGAGAUCAUUAAGGGAAUGGGAUAUCUCCAUGCCAAGGGCAUCGUGCACAAAGAUCUCAAAUCCAAGAACGUCUUCUACGACAACGGCAAAGUGGUCAUCACAGACUUCGGGCUGUUCGGGAUCUCAGGCGUGGUCCGAGAGGGACGGCGUGAGAACCAGCUGAAGCUGUCACAUGACUGGCUGUGCUACCUGGCCCCCGAGAUCGUGAGGGAGAUGACCCCCGGGAAGGACGAGGACCAGCUGCCCUUCUCCAAAGCGGCUGACGUCUAUGCAUUCGGGACCGUUUGGUAUGAGCUGCAAGCCAGAGACUGGCCCUUGAAGAACCAAGCUGCGGAGGCCCUGAUCUGGCAGAUUGGAAGCGGAGAGGGAAUGAAGCGAGUCCUGGCCUCCGUCAGCCUGGGGAAGGAAGUCACCGAGAUCCUGUCCGCCUGCUGGGCCUUCGACCUGCAGGAGAGGCCCAGCUUCCCCCUGCUGAUGGACAUGCUGGAGAAGCUGCCCAAGCUGAACCGGAGGCUCUCGCACCCCGGGCACUUCUGGAAGUCUGCCGAUAUUAACAGCAGCAAAGUUGUAUCCCGGUUUGAAAGGUUUGGCUUGGGCGUCCUGGACUCCAGUAAUCCAAAGAUGUAGCCAGCUCUGCCAUUUUUCUGACAUUGUAUUUCUUUCUUAAAUGGGUUUCUAAAACAUCCAAACAACCGCCACGACAAAAAAGCAGCACUCUUCAAAACGCCAGCCAUCCUCCUAAGUGCUGCGGGUCAGGAGCGUGAGGCCUCGGUUUAGACUGUUCGUCCGUAAAGACACUGGGGUCCCGGAGAUGGAGCCGCGCCUGCUGUUUCUUAAAAUGACAUCACCAACAAGCAGACCUGUCCCGACAGACAGCAAAUGUUUACAUGUAUGUUUCUGCAGAGUUGGACUCGUUGUACAAUAGGUGAUAAUAAAAACCGUCUGUGCAGAGGUCACUGGCACCGAGGGCAGAAGUGGCCGUCCCCUCUGGAGGACCCUGUAGGAGUGAGGCACCCACACUGGUUCAGAGGAAGAAAAGCAUCGUGUUUGUGGCUGUUCCCCAAGCAGGAUGGUGGGGGGACCACAAGGUUUGACCCGGCCUCUGCGUUGGCCCUAAAUCCCAUCUCCCCUCGUCCUACCGAAGGGCUGCUGUCCCUUCCUCCUCUUGCAGAGGACACCCUGACCAGGAGCCGAGCUGGAUUAUGAGGGUCGGGAGUUCACAGAGAGCUUGGGUUCACCUUUGACCCUUGUAAUCCAGUCCAUACCUGCUGGAAAAAGCAGAGACAUAAAAUCCAAAUAACAUCUGGACUGAUCCAGUGGUUCCCAGCCAGGGUUUCCAGUGCCUGGGAAGAUGUCUCUUCCAUGAAGCCCGCAGGGGAGGCGCCAGGAAGAUGGGACUAAGGGCUUUGGCUGUUUAGAAACAUCCCAGUCCCUGACUGACACUUGACCCCAGAGCUAAGGCCUAGCCCAGCAGCUGCGUACGUCAUGAAGGCUUGAUCCAUGAGAACAGGGAAAGUAGGGGGAGGGAGAAGUGGCAAGCAGAGGGUCCCUGAGCCCACCCUCCUAGCCACAGGGUGCCCUGGCCCAUCACCAGUCUUGCCGAGGUUCCGGAACUGCCCACCUCUUCCAGCCCUCAGUCCUGUUGAAACCCCUUAGCCCACUGCUGACUCCUCCACUGCCCGUGUUCAGAGCUCUUAGCCGCGGUGGGAGCCACGUGCCCUUCCCCGCUUUCACUCGGACCCAGCUAGCAAGCCCCCAGCCUUCAGAGUCUUCCCAAGCACCAAGUCAGGCCCCCUACUUGUGUCCCUUUGGACGAGAGGAGGGGCCGGGUUGGGAAAGUCCAGGAUAUGACAGUGUCCUGCCUGUCCUCGUUAGAAGCUGACACCUAAAGAGAAAAGUUCCAAAUGGCAAAGAAGCCCUUCAGUGAAGGUUACGUCAUCGUAUCAAGCUCCAAAGCCAGAAAUGAUCAAGGGCGACGAAAGUGGAGAGGAGGUUGUCUUCAGACCCAGAACCCGCGUCCACGCUUAGAGCCGCCGAGACGGGGAGACACGUGGCCCUCCUACCCCAUUUACGUAGACCCGUCGAGCCAGGCUCCCACCCUGGAGUCUGGCGAAACAUCAUGCGAGAUGGGCCGCUUUGCCUGGAGGCUGCGGGGCUGCCUUCUUGGCUCUGGGCCAGGCACCCCUCUGGGCCAGGCAGCCGUACAGGGUACCCGGGCCUCCACGGCCAUCAGCACCUCAACCCUUCCCGCUCGGGGUGUGGGAAGGAAGACGAAGGGGCUGUAAACCGACUGGACUCAGCUCUGUGGGUCUUUUCUCCUCUGUGGGACUCUUCGCGUCUCCCCGUCAUUCCUCUGGCCUCUGGGUCAGCCGCUCCUAUGAUUUCCCCACCCAAAGCCACGUGGGAUGUGACUCCGCCUCUGGUUGUCAGGCCCCUCCCCCCACCCCGACAUUGGCGCCUUCCCGGAGGUCACAGUUCAUGCCUCUCACCUUUCCCCUCUGAACCCUUGGACGGUGCAGUUGGGCCGAGGGGCUGGGACAGCAGCUAAGCAAGUCACGCUCACCUCACGGCCCACAGAAAGUCAGUCUGGGUUUUGUUUUUCUUCUUCGGGGCUCUCACACUCUUGGGUCAGUUUAGAAAGCUUUCAUGGAGCACCUACUGUGUGCAAGUGCAGGGGGCCAGGGAUGGGAGCAGUCACAGUGCCUGCCCUAGGGGACUCAAGAUCUGCCAGGAACCCUGAGGGUGGGACUGGGGCCACCCACUUCCUCUCCAGGGCCCCGGAUGCCUUCCCACGCUCGGCCUGAGCCUCUGCACUGCCUGUCAGUUAAGAGAAGCACCUGCGGAACCCCCCCGGGUGGCCCCCCUCUCCCUGUCUCUACUUAAUUGACUGUGAAUUGAGGUUAGGAAGACAUGCCGCCCUUCCGUGUGCUGCCCCCCAUGCCUGUCUGCCUUGGAAACACAUGAAGGACAGCAGAUACUGUGAAUUCAGCCCUCACAGCCAACUGUGAAAGGGAUGGAGAAAGCCGGGAGGCCUCCUGGGCAAAAGGUCGGGGGCUGUGGAGGUCCCCACGGGGUCUGAGAGUGGAGCCCAAGCUUCAACCCUUCAGCUCCCCCACCCGCCACUUCCCACCCUCACCUCCAAAACCCUGGGAUCUGUCCCUGCUGCCUUUAAACACGAGAGCCACAACCCCUGCGUCUCCAUGCAACUCGAGGUCCUGAACCCCAAGUUCCCCACCAGUUGUGAGUGGCGUGUAGCUGACCGCUCCAUGUCACCAAAUUGAAGAUGUGUGCAGGGCCUGGAAUCCCUCUGCCCUCUCAUGGCAUUUCUUUCUGUGAUCGCCGAGGGGCGUGGCAUGCCCUGUAAGCCCCUGGUGGUGGUGGCCUUUGUUGAUCUGGGUGCCAGGUGGAGACAUAAAUGUGAAGCUGGUUUGAGAGCUUGUGCGACGCUGCCUGGUCAGCCAGGAUUUCAUCCGUGUGUGCAAACCCAGCAUCUUCUGUGGCCACGAGGCACAUACUUGCUUUUUUGAAUGUGAUGUAAAAUUUGUACAGUAAAAGUUUUUAUAUUUUCUAUCAACUGCAUUUGUCUUCCAGAAAUGCUAUUAAUUUAAAUUAAAACGGUUAGUAUUAACAGA